CCAACUCUUACCCAGAGUAAUCCCCAACUCACCAAACUUUAUUUUUCUUUUACAAACGUAAAUCCACUUAGCUUGUUUACAGCCAAGGCUUGUUGGUUUACCAAAUGAACACAUGGUACAAGUUUUUUUAAGGUGCAAAUGUCCUGUUGUUUAGAGUGACACUUCAAAAACAAACUUUCACAAAUCAUAAACCCUCAUUUCUAAUGUUGGAAAGCUAACAAACAUUACAUGUGAUAUUAUUAAUAUACAGUGGGUAGUACGGAAAGUAUUCAGACCCCUUUAAAUUUUUCACUCAUUGUUUCUUUGCAGGCAUUUGCUAAAAUCAAUAAAGUUCAUAUUAUUCCCCAUGAACGUACACUCAGCAUCCAUUCUUAGCAGAAAAAGCAGAAAUAUGUAAAUGUUUGCAAAUUUAUUAAAAAAGAAAAACUGAAAUAUCACAUGGUCAUAAGUAUUUUGACCAUGUGAUAUACAUUUUACACCAGGGAUCAGCAACAACCUAAGUCAUUCACAUUUACAUAUAAAUUAAAGCAAAUUAGUCCACCAAUGAAGUGAUGGGUAUACUAAGAUAGUCUUCAAUUUGUGGCACUCUUUAUAUUUCAAAAGGAAAUCAGAACAGAAAAAUGGCUGAUCACAUCCUUUAGGCUAUGUAGAUUUGACCAGUGGGACACACACUCAUCUCUGGAACGGCUUAACACACACUUUCCAACAUUAACAAACACAAGUAUGCCCACCCCUAUGUACACAGAGACACACACACUUAAUGGGGACCAGUUGGCUGGGGUAAAACAAAGUUUUCUGGAUGGCUUUGUUCUCAGCUGAUCACAUCUUUUCGAGGCGGCUUAGAGGUCUGAGUUGAAGUAUAGAAACGUUUUUAGUAGAACAUUUAAAGACACAGCAGAAUGCCUUUCAUUUAUUUUUCUUAGACAAUUUUAAUGUGCUGGCUGAAAAAAAAAAUAUUAGAAUAACCUCGUACUUUGAAAUGUUGUCACAAUCAUAACAUUGCUUAUUUACUUGUAAAGUGAGUUCCCAGUUUCUUCCAUGAUGCCUAUACUCCUUAGUAUGAGUUGUUGCAAACUGAAAUAGUCCUCACAAAGUUUGAGACAAUUAUUUUGCUCAUGAAGCUUGUGAGCAUGCUCCUGUAAAUUCCCAGUAAUGCCAGAGAUCUGGUAGUUUCCCUCCUAGUGAACCUGUCUGGAUGUGUCUGUACAGCCUUUGUAAAAACAAGCCUUAUCACCUCCGAUGGUGGUAAGAUUAGGUUUCCUGUGGCUUCUAGUUAGCCACAGGGCUAACUAGAAGUCCUGUGGUGUUUUUCAAGACUGAAUUGUAGGUUCUAGGUACAUUGAUGUAAAAUUUUAACUUGCUAUAAUAUAUAUUUCCUUUGCCGAAGUUCCAAGAUAGAAAAAAAACUCAUGUCUGUGUGUGAAAGUGUGACUUAUAUUUUCAUGGCUCAGCUCAGCUGCAGUGGAAAUUUUCACACAUCUGCCUGUGCUUUUGAAAUCAAAGACAUUGUUUCCUUUCAUCUGUCUCAGACUGUUAGGCUGUCUCCAGAGGCAGUCGUUCCUAACCAUAUGUCCAGGUGUCUUCUUAUCUGCCUGUUUUCUUCUGUUUCUUUCUGGUGUGUGACUACAUACUGCUACAUUUCUUCAGUCUAUUUCAUGUAGCUCGUUGUUUUCAGGCUUCUUGGUGUGGCAAUGCUGUUAUAUGCACGGGACACCCUCUUUGAGAGAAAAAAACAUAGAAAAUAUACAUUCGUAUAAUAGCUUAUCUCAAAAUCAGUAAAACAAAAAAAUGCAUACAUAUAUACAGUAUCUAUACACAGACAGUAAUAUCUUUUGUUUUGGGGCGAAAGUGGCUUUGUUUUUUUUUUUGUUUUGUUAUUUUUAGAUUAAAUAAAAUGUUGCAUUUCAAAAUUCAGUCAUGGUCAUGUUUAAUGCUGCUGUAUGUCCACUGUGUUUUGUGGCACUUCCUGCUUCCUCCUGCUAUCUUCCAGUAUCACACGGCUCUUUUCAGUUAUUGGUGUCUAAUCUAAUAACUAUUGUAUUAACGUGCUUGACUGGGCAGCAAAAUGGGCUAAGAUAAUCUAUGGAGUCCUGUGAAGACCAAGAGGAGAUCCCAAAUCCAACAAUGCAGAUGAGCUCAAAGUUCCUAUUAAAUCAACCUGGGUUUCCUCAAUACCUCAGCAGUCUCCUUCAUAUGAACUAUAUCACUCUGAAAAAUAAAUAAAUACAUAUUUUCGUUCAAAGAGUUUAACCUGUUGAAUCAAAGCAGGUCGCUGCUUUGGUCUCCUGCAUACUUUCAGACUCCAGUGGGAGGAGCCACGCGGCGCUGUUAGGUUUUAAAUCCACACGUGGUCUCCGUCUCAGGGCUUGUUUAGCAGCAGCGACGUAUUGCUGAAAACCUCUGACGAAACUCAUGCCAGCGCACUGCACACGUCCGCCGCGGCAGGGGUAAACUGGACCACACAGAGGCGAGAAUGCCAUCUCACCCUCUCAACCAGUUUUCCGAACUGGAAGACGUAAUGAGCAAGCAUUUUCUCAGUCUUGACCUUGGAGAGCAGAACAGACCGCCUCCCUCUGUGAACCUGGCCAUGACUUCUCCGGGUUACGCCAGCGAUCUGUGCAGAAGCUCCUCGUUCUCUCUGUCCAGCCUCCCUGCCGAUUCGUCAGACGGCCUGUUUCUGGCCUCCAGCCAAUGGGGGCAGCCGUCAGAAAGCCCGUCGCCCUCCCAGCUUGCUGCUAACUCCAACCAGUGGGGAAAGUUUGGUUUUCUCUCCCAACGCUCUGUCAGCUUGGUGGAGACGAGGAGCAUGCUGGCAGCAAGCCUAGACUGGCCCAGCACUGAACUGAAGACAUCCGAAAGUGACAUGAGCCCCACUGCCUUACAAGCUGCCGCUGCCUCUUCAUCAUCCAGCUCCUCAUCACGCUACAAAACCGAACUUUGCAGAUCUUUCACAGAGAACGGCCUGUGCAAGUACGGCGGGAAGUGCCAGUUCGCCCAUGGCCCUGAAGAGCUACGUGAUCUAAACAGACAUCCUAAAUACAAGACGGAGCCUUGUCGCACCUUUCACACCAUCGGCUUCUGCCCGUACGGGAUCCGCUGUCACUUUAUCCACAACAGCGAGGAAGAGAAGAAACCCGCCUUUUCUCGCUCGUCCUCAUCAUUCUCCUCCACCCUUAACGCUUCUCACCAGCUAGCAGAUUCCUCCUCUCCCUCGUCCUUGCGCUCUCACAGGCCGCCUCUGAUCAGGCAGAGUUUUAGCUUCGCUGGCUUUCCUUCCGCUCCUCAGCAUGUCCUCCAGUCAGUCUUGACUGGCCACACCCCUCCCCCUUCCGCCACCGCCGCCUCGUUUACAUGCGGCUCAUCAGGCUCUCCUGCUUCCUGUGCCGACAUCACCGACCUCCUCUCCAGCGCCUUCCUGGAGAUGGACUCCGCCUUCGAGGCGUCUGGCGUCCAGCAGUGCCAGCCCUCAGCGGGCCACGUUGCCCAAACCGACCUGCGCUCCCACUUCCUGCCUUCCCCCGACUCAGGCUACUCCCCCAGUGGACUGUCGCCCACCAGCUCACCCUCCCUCCAACAGAGCCCCAGCAGCGCUGACCAUCUUCUGGGGUCGCUUGGCGCCCGCUCUCCGUCUUAUACCUCCCUGUCAGAUCAGGAUCAGGACGGCGGCAGCUCCACCAGCUCCCUCAGUAGCUCCGAGUCAUGCGGGGGGAGCAACGACAGCAACGGGAAGCGCUUGGCGGUGUUCAGCCAGCUCUCUGUUCCAUAAGAUUGCUGCUGGCUUCCGCCUAAAAGCAGCAGAGGUCUUUGAAAUGAAAUGUUCUCACCUUUAACCUCGGUAUAUUUUCACCUGACUGACACAUAAGACGUUCUUUACAAACUCUGUGGCAUUAAAGAUGAUGAGGACUUGAUGGCAGAUUCAAAACACUUUAUAGAGAUUUCCCUGUGUAGAUUUAUGUGGCCAAAUUAUUACCCCGACACGCACAAGCCACACUGAUGCUUAAACUAAAGAAUACAUAUCACCGUAAUAGUUUUACAUCAAUAAAUGGGCUUUUAUUCUUUACCUAAAUAGUUAAUAUGUGCCAUGAAGACAAAGAGCAAAAAAGCCAAAUCAGUGUCAUACGAUUGAUUUACUCAACCGCACAAUCAUUCACUUGUCUAAAUGUUUUAUGAAUGGUUUGCAGUAUGUGACAAAGCCAAAGAGGACAUGUUUUUGCAGCUCAGACUUCCUAAUUACGGUCGAACAAACGGUGGCCAAUGUUCAGGAGUUUGCUCCAAUAACUGUACGCAGUGUUGUUUAUAAGCUUGUGAAAUAGUUUUUUGGGGGGUUUUUUCUUUGUAAAUGUGCAGUCUGAGGUUAUGUUUAGAUUACUGGCCUUAAACCUGUAAGUCAGACAGAGGGUUGUCUGUUUUUUUUUUUUUCUUUUAAAAGAUGUGCCUGUAAUGUUUUUAUUGGGUCCCGUUUUGUUGUUGAGCCAAGAUUCUGAUUUUUUGGAGAGAUGGAAAUGGAGGCGAGUCUCAACCUUUUUUCUCGGAAGCAUUAAUUCAAACUGUCUUGGUAUGCGUUGCCAGCUUGUGGGCGCUAGUUGCAUGCCUAACCAGCAAGUCUAAGCUACAGUUUGAAGCAUAAACAAGAUGCCUGCUAUUGGCAUUUGGCUUUAACAUAUUUAAAUCAAAUCCUUCUUAACAGCUCUCGUCAAACACCCCCAUUUUAGGUGCUGAUGGUGUUUUUGAAUUGAUCUUUGACACAGACAUUGCUGUUAGUGAGUCUUUGUUUUGUUUUUUUCUUUCUUGCUCUCAUCCACGGGUGCACCAUUACAUUUUCAUCAAAUGUUUUAGUGACUCUCGUCUUGUUGCAUCUCUCCAUCAUUCAGUGUUAAUCCUUGCUGUUACGGCUUCAUACUGUUCUGAUAAGAUCCACUUGAAAUGUGUCCGUUGCCUUACUGAAUUAGACUGUAGAGGUUUAGAGUACGUAUGCUUAGUGUUCUAGAAACAUUACUCGGCUGUAUUUUUUUUUUUGUGAUUUUUUUGUUUUGUGUGCGUGUGUGUGUUUACAGUAGUUGGUUAGACGAACAGGCGUCGUGAUGUUCCUGGUCUAUUUAAGAAUCGCCUUUUUCAUCAACAAGUUUGAGACCUGUUUAGAUAUAAAGGUGAACAUCUUUAGUAAAUUAAUUUCUUUAAUUUAUUUUAACGUAUUUAUAGAGGACUUCUCAGUUAAUGCUUGUAUCGAGUUUAAUAUAUUUGGGUUUCUUCUGCCUUUUUCUACUGAAAAUAAAGUUUUUCUUUUUUAAAAAUA
Xiphophorus hellerii (green swordtail) is the source of this 5293-nucleotide messenger RNA. RefSeq names its product mRNA decay activator protein ZFP36L1. Bases 2474 to 3766 code for a protein of 430 amino acids. The transcript is spliced from 2 exons. The record is from RefSeq and is a predicted model, not a curated record. Gene Ontology annotation, molecular function: mRNA binding; metal ion binding. NCBI's taxonomy places the organism in Eukaryota, Metazoa, Chordata, Actinopteri, Cyprinodontiformes, Poeciliidae.